This is a messenger RNA of Dicentrarchus labrax (European seabass), 1634 nucleotides long. RefSeq names its product ribosomal RNA processing 9, U3 small nucleolar RNA binding protein (gene rrp9). The record is from RefSeq and is a predicted model, not a curated record. Bases 124 to 1584 code for a protein of 486 amino acids. Gene Ontology annotation, cellular component: small-subunit processome. The transcript is spliced from 15 exons. Lineage: Eukaryota; Metazoa; Chordata; Actinopteri; Moronidae. Gene Ontology annotation, molecular function: protein binding; snoRNA binding.
UUAUAGUUUGGUUGCAGUGCACCCAUGUGGGUCCAGUAUUGAUUUGAUGCUUCAGAAAGUUGUGUCUUUACCUCCGUCUACAGCUAUCGUUCACUUUCGAAACGCUGCUUGUCGCGUUUCACCAUGUCUUCGUCAUUUUUUAUAAAGACCAAACAAAACCCCAAAUUUGUCAAAAAGGGGAAAAAUACAGAAGCUCCGAAACGAAAGGGUGAUGGGGACUCGGGUGGGAAGAGCAAAGUACGAGUGAAGAAAGUCACCUCCAAAUACAACGAAGAGAUUUCCAGCGACUCCGACACAGAGAGUCCUGUAGUGCCCAAGAAAAGGCAGUCCAAGGAAGAGAAUGAGUAUGAGGAAACGCCGCAGGAGAAGAAACUUAGAUUAGCCAAAGUUUACCUCGACCAGCUGAAGGAAGAAGAGGAAAAGAAAGCAGAAGAUGAUUCAUUUGAGACUGAUCUGAUUGCUGGAAGACUUCAAGAAGAAGUGCUUGAACAAAAAGGAAAGCUUCAGCGACUUAUUGCCAAAGAUCUCAUGCCGCCAGACGCUUCAGAGAUCAGAGUGUUAAGGGGACACAAACUUCCAAUCACCUGUCUGGUCAUCACCUCUGAUGACAAGUACAUCUUUUCUGCUGCCAAAGACUGCUCCAUCAUUAAAUGGGAUGUUGAGAGUGGGAAGAAACUGCACACAAUACCUGGUGGAAGGAAAGGCACGGAGGACCGCCAUGUUGGACAUACAGCCCACAUCCUGUGUAUAUCAGUAUCGUCAGAUGGGAAAUACUUGGCUACUGGAGACAUGAACAAACUGAUCAUGAUCUGGGAGGGAGAAACAUGUAAACACCUAUAUAAAUUCACAGGACACAAAGGGCCCGUGUCGGGUCUUUCAUUCAGGAAGGGCACUCAUGAUCUGUACAGCGCCUCUCAUGAUCGCUCCAUAAAGGUGUGGAAUGUGGACGAGAAUGCAUAUGUGGAAACUCUCUUUGGGCAUCAGGACGCCAUCACAGGACUGGACAGCCUGAGCCGUGAGCGCUGUGUGACCGCAGGAGGAAGGGACCGAUCAGUGAGGGUGUGGAAGAUAGCCGAGGAAUCUCAGCUGGUGUUCCACGGCCACGAGGGUUCCAUUGAUUGUAUCCAGCUCAUAAACGAGGAGCAUAUGAUAACAGGAGCUGAUGAUGGCUCCGUGUCUCUUUGGAGUGUCAACAAGAAGAAGCCUCUCAGCACAGUGAAGCAGGCGCACGGUUGCCAUGGCGAUGCAGGGAUUGAGCAGCCUCAUUGGGUGUCUUCCGUAGCGGCGCUUCAGAACUCUGAUACCGUCGCCUCAGGUGCCUCUGGCUGUUCACACAACUCACAGGUGCAGCUGUGGAAGUGUGGCCAGUAUUACCGUGGGCUGGAGCCUCUAUUCAGCAUACCAGUGUGCGGGUUUGUCAACAGUCUGAAGUUUUCGAGCUCCGGUCAGUUUAUGGUGGCAGGAGUCGGACAGGAGCACAGGCUGGGCCGAUGGUGGAGAAUAAAAGAGGCCAAGAAUGGGAUCUAUGUUAUUCCUCUUAAAAGGAAACCUCCUAACCCAGAGGAAGCCAAGAUAACCGAAUAGUGGACUUUACGUUAAGUGUCUUAUUUUGUAAAUUAAAGGUUUAAAAACUG